AUGGCACUCGUAGCUCUACCAAGCGUGCGCACUCAGUGCCAGCCUACGGCUGCGGACCCAGAGCUCCGAGGCACCUUCUGUCUUCAGUUCAAAACUCAGAGGCCUUCCAAAGCUUUCGCCUACCGAGGCAGUGCAGUGCGCUUCGAACGCUUCGCACACUUCGCUUCCAGCGAGCCCCCAGGCCAGCUCAACGGCCGUUCUUCCGAAGAUGCUGCAUGCUGCAUCUUUCAGUACGUUUUCGUCACAUGGUUUUUGUUUCCAGGUUCUCCUGCCCCAUCGCCACCUGUUCUGCCUCGCGGCUUCCUCUCUUGGCGCUGCGGCCGGGUGCUUGGUCUCUCCAUUCAACCGUUGCGGGUUCGAGCUCUUAGUGAGGCCUUUGCACGCUCCCAUCCACGACGUCGGAAUGUUGUUCUUCGACGGAAUCAGCUUGAGGACACCGCGACGGCAUCCUUGGUUGUUCGUGUGCUUCAGACUGGGCUUGAGGAGUCCAGCAUUGAGGAAUCUGGGGAUGCGCUGAUACCUGCCAUGCAGGGCGCUCGGACUGGCAUUCAUAGAUGGAGAAUGAUCCUCGCGAAGUUACGAUGCUGCAGGCCCAUCGGGCGACUGGUGACCAAAGGCAGCACCACAGGACUCGAGUACCGACCCCAGUAUGAUCCCUUCGACGCGCCUGAGUUCAUCGAGGACGAGCAUGGCGGAGGCAUCUUUAGCUGGAUGCCCGUCACAGCAGAAGGUGGCUUAAUGCCAGAGGGUGAAUACGACGAGCAGUCCUUUGAGGUUCCCGCAGAUCGCCUUGAGUAUUUGCAGGGAGCUGGAUGGCUCCAGGCAGGCGAGAGCGAGGACUAUCGUGCCUACAUCGUGGGCGAAGUCUCUGAAGUGCACGGACGCAAAUGGCAGCGUGUUGUCUUGAAGGGCCGGAAGGACUCGGUGCGCGAGGGCGGCCUACGGUUGAUGGCGUCGCAGCUGCAAGUAAUCACGGCGGACCCAGCCCAAACUGCAGAGAUUCCAUGGGAGGGUUCUGUUCAGCUCAAACUGCUUCUCACUGUGUACUGA
Symbiodinium sp. CCMP2456 is the source of this 1050-nucleotide messenger RNA. NCBI's taxonomy places the organism in Eukaryota, Dinophyceae, Suessiales, Symbiodiniaceae. The record is from the annotation of a GenBank genome assembly.